AUGGUAGUGGAGAAGGCGGGCUCAAGCCCCUCAAAAACCACAGGUGACAGGGUCCCCCGGCAGCAGGAGCCACUGGGGCAUGCGAAGAAAAGCAAGCAGCAGGUCUCCGAUGGAUUCACUGUUAAAGCCAUGAUGAAAAACACUGUGGUAAGAGGGCCUCCACUUGCAGGAGCAUUUAAAGAAAGACCAACAAAGCCCACAGCAUUUCGCAAGUUUUAUGAGCGAGGAGACUUCCCAAUUGCCCUUGAGCAUGAUACUAAAGGAAAUAAAAUCAACUGGAAGGUAGAGAUUGAAAAGCUGGACUAUCAUUACUAUCUGCCUUUGUUUUUUGAUGGGCUUUGUGAAAUGACAUUUCCAUAUGACUUUUUUGCUCGUCAAGGAAUCCAUGACAUGCUGGAACAUGGUGGAAACAAGAUUCUUCCUGUCAUUCCUGAGCUCAUUAUCCCAAUAAAAAAUGCACUGAGCCUUCGUAACCGACAGGUCAUCUGCGUCACGCUGAAAGUCCUCCAGCACCUGGUGGUGUCAGCUGACAUGGUGGGGGAGGCCUUGGUGCCCUAUUAUCGGCAAAUCCUCCCGGUCCUAAACAUCUUUAAGAAUAUGAAUGUUAAUUCAGGCGAUGGGAUAGACUACAGCCAGCAGAAGCGUGAAAAUAUUGGAGAUCUGAUUCAAGAGACUCUGGAAGCCUUUGAACGCUGUGGUGGAGAAACUGCUUCUAUAAACAUUAAAUACAUGAUCCCUACUUAUCAGUCGUGCAUGUUAAAAUGAGCUGUAUCAAAUGGGAUGAUUCCAUUUGUGCUCUAAUAAAACUGUAUCUGACUCUGUGUGGCAUCUUGUUAGUCAUGCUUUUUUUCUCUACAGCUGCUAAAAUAGUGGCUUCUGGGGCAUUAGAGUGUUAGCACUAUUGUGAACAAGGCUUUCCAAUACAUAAAUAGUGCCUGUUCCUUUGAUU
Messenger RNA from Charadrius vociferus (killdeer), 949 nucleotides. It is a transcript of the gene PACRG, whose product is annotated as PARK2 co-regulated. Gene Ontology annotation, cellular component: neuron projection; vesicle; cytosol. The record is from RefSeq and is a predicted model, not a curated record. The transcript has 5 exons. NCBI's taxonomy places the organism in Eukaryota, Metazoa, Chordata, Aves, Charadriiformes, Charadriidae. Gene Ontology annotation, molecular function: Hsp70 protein binding; Hsp90 protein binding. Bases 1 to 765 code for a protein of 254 amino acids.